Molecule: messenger RNA, 2518 nt
Organism: Drosophila eugracilis
Lineage: Eukaryota; Metazoa; Arthropoda; Insecta; Diptera; Drosophilidae
Gene: Csgalnact
Product: chondroitin sulfate N-acetylgalactosaminyltransferase 1
Exons: 5
Coding region: 137-1759 (540 amino acids)
Cellular component (GO): Golgi cisterna membrane
Molecular function (GO): glucuronosyl-N-acetylgalactosaminyl-proteoglycan 4-beta-N-acetylgalactosaminyltransferase activity
Source: RefSeq, a predicted model, not a curated record
CUAAUUUCUUGGCACGCGCAAUUUAACCAUCGUCGCUGAAUGUAAAUAAAUGGCUUUGUCUGUGAAAAGUUUUCAUAAAACUACGGCGGACUUCUAUGGACUGGUUAAAGUGUAAAAAACCGUGAAACUAUGGAAAAUGCAUAACUCGGUGGUGUCGAAAUUGCUGCUGCGACUGCUGGUGCUGUUCGCCUUGGUAACAGCCGCCUCCAUUGUGGUCCUCACAAAAUGUGGAUUCGAUGAACUGACGGAUAAGGAAACCCAGCCCAAUAAUCCCAGCGAAUCCAGUGGAUUUAGCUACGCCUUAAGUGAAAGGGAUGCUGAGAUAGAGCGGCUAAAACAGGAAGUCUUGACUCUACGAGCUCAAAUUAUAUUUCUGCAGAAUAAUCGAAGUUCAGGAAAGCAAUCCAAUGGUAGUCUUCAGUUGCAAGAGACCACAGUGGGUCCACCAACUGCUCCACUGGGUCACCAUUACGAUUGUAGUAGCUAUAUCCGGAAGCAAGUGGGAGCCGCAGAAAUUCUCCAUGGGCUGCCGCUGAAUAAUGAGUACGAGCUGAUACCCUACAAUCACUUCACCUUCACCAGGGUGUAUCCCAUUGAUUUGGGACUGGGUAAGCGGGUGGUGGAGAAACCCAUAGGUUAUCGAAGACGUGAUCUCAUCGAGUCGGUAAACAAAGCUUUGGAAAGCCUCAAUCGAAACCAUUCAGCCAGGAUACGAGCAAAGGGAUCUGGUUCUGCCGGAGGUUACCCCUCGGAUGUGAUCAAGUACACCCUGGAUGAUUUUAUCGAGGGUAUAUAUCGCAAUGAACCCACCACAGGCACUCAGUAUGAGCUGUAUUUCCAAAGUGUAAAGCACCAGGCGAGUCCUGUAAGGAGAGCCCUGGUCAUGCGACCCUUUGCUCCCCUCCAAACUGUCCAACUGUCGGAGUUAUCCUUUAAUGUGGAUAAUGGUAGUUCCCAGCCAAGUCACAGUCCACCUGUGAUUCAUGUGAUACUACCCUUGGCUGGACGUCUGCAUAGCUUUCGCAGUUUCCUACAGAUGUUCGCCAAACUCGAGGAUCAGCGAUUGGAGCUCAUAGUGGUAUACUUUGGAACCAGUGGAUUGGCGCAGGCUAAGAGGCUGGCUGGAAGAUCUCAAAGGACACAGUUUCUGGCACUCAAUGAGACUUUUAGCAGGGCCAAAGCUUUAAGACUGGGAGCGGAGCACAUCCAACCUGCAGGCGAGGACGUUCUGCUCUUCAUGUGCGAUGUAGACAUAAUGUUCACUACAAGAUUUCUGGAGCGUUGCCGUUGGAAUGCUGCUCCAGGAAAGAAGGUCUACUACCCAGUGGUAUUCAGCCUGUAUAAUCCCCAUGUGGUAUACUCGCUGCAGGGCAAACCCUUGCCCGCUGAAGAGGAGCAGCUGGUGAUCUCUAGGGAUACUGGUUUCUGGCGGGACUUUGGCUAUGGCAUGACUUGCCAGUACCGCUCGAACUUCCUGCAGGUGCGGGGUUUUGACGAGGAGGAGAUCAUAGGCUGGGGCGGUGAGGAUGUGAUGCUAUACCGAAAGUAUGUUCGCUCGAAGAUUAAGAUCAUCAGAGCCACAGAUCCGGGAAUCUUCCAUAGAUGGCACACAAAGAUAUGUUCUAGUUCGUUGACUGCCGAUCAGUACCGCGCUUGCAUUAGAUCGAGGGCUUUGAACGAGGCCUCUCAUGCUCAACUUGGAUUCCUGGCUUUCCGGGAUGAUAUAGCCGCUGCUAGUGCUGCCAAAAUGCUAUCGUGAUACUCGACUAUACUUGAUGUAUCUCUAAUCGCUUGGCUUUUCUAUCUUAAGAAGGAAUUUCAAGUGUGUGUGAAAAGGAUUGCAGUGAUAUAGUUUAAAUAUUAAGGAGUUACUACUGUACUAUGUUUAUUUCUUAAAUUCAUAGUUCUGUCAUCAACCCAUUGGAUACAAAUUUUAGUUCAUUUCAUUUGAUAAAACUUCGAUCAGUAAAGUAUUACUUAUUAAUAGGUAAAAAUGCAUGGUUUUAGAUGGAUAACAAACAUAUUUGUGAUAUUUACUUCUUAUUUAACUUUUCUAAUCUAAGUUAGAUAAAAUUCUUUUAAAACCAGCUUUUAGUUAGCCCUCUUAAGUUAAUCAUAACUUAACCAUUACGUGCACUGCCAUUAUUUCACACAUGCUAACACUCAUACUUGUAGGCUAUGAAGUAUGUACAACUUGAGACAAUAACUCGUAUUUAGCAGAAUCGUUGAAUUAGCUUAAUUGUUGAUCUUGUUGCGUCCUCGAAAGAGACACACUCUACACACACUCUAAACACACCCACACACACACAUCACAAAUUGUUCUUCCAUGAAGCAAACUAGAUGCAAUCUCCAAAGCCCAAGAAAAAGAUAUACAUACAUAUAUAUAUUUACGAGUACCAUAUCGAAUCUGUAUCUCAAACUGAGCCUAACAAAUCUGCCAGACUGUUGCGCGCUUUGUAAAAAACUAAAUUAAAUCGUUUAAUUAAACUUGUCGCCUGGUUGUUGUUUUUUUUAUGUU